UUAUUCUGAAAGGGCGUGCCGGAUGUGUUGCUGUGUUGGUGCGCUCAUUGAAUGACAUCAUGCGAGCUGCUGUGUGUCUCUAUCUGCGACAUGUCUCCUUCGGACAAUAGCGAUUGGACUUUUCCCCGCAGUCCGCACCCGCUCCCCUGCAGCCGUCCAGGUGAACAGUGAUGCAGCAGAAGCUGUGUUCCAGAGGACCUGGUUCUUUCCUCUUGGAGAGGAACAGCCAGGCCUGUGGUGCUGUCACCUCCUGUGACCUCCCCUUUCGCUGCCCCCGCUGCGGUGACCAGGAGCGUUUCUGCAGUCUGGCCUCACUUCGAGCUCACCUGGAGUUCCGGCACGCGUACCGCUCACCUGAUGUGACCACCGGCAGCUUCAGCAUCACUGGGAAACUCCCAGACCCACUGACAGCGUCGAUCCCCUGGCACGACAUGAGCCUCCCGACCCGCAGGGGGCAGCAGAGCACAGGGCGGCUGCUUCAUGCCCGCUCCCUCAGCGACAGCAGAGACAGUGAAUACCUCCACUCCUACAGCUCUGCCAGGAGGCGAACACAGAGUGUUGGAGUGGGGACACAGGCUGAGGAGGAAGAUGAAGCUGGCGAUGGGGAAGAGAGAGGUUUAGAAGAUGAAGAUGAAGGAGAAGGGGAGGAAGGUGAUACUGAACAUAGAGACAGAGGCAGACAAGAGGAGCAAACGUACCUAAAACAAACUGACCCAAGCCAACAUCACCUCUCAUUUGCUUUAUCAGCCUCUUUUGACCCGGAACCAGACGCAGACCAAGACAUGGAGCUGGUUGCAGAGCAGAACACCUAUUCCGGUGUGGAGACGGCGGCGGCCUCGGCCGCAGUGCGGCGGCGGCUGGCCGGCAUCCUGCGGGCCGCAGACAGCACCCUGCAGCGGCGGCUGGCCAAGGUCAGCACAGAGCUGGCCCAGACUGACACAGAGCUCCUGUGUCAGCGCGCUCACUCGCAGCAUCUGGCCCAGGAGAGGCAGGAGGUGGCAGAGCGGGAGAGGUCUCUGAGCCGGCAGGUGGAUGUGGCCGUCAUGGUGAUCGCUGCGCUGAGGGAGCAGCUCAACGCCUCAGAGAAUGAACUGGAACGACGAGAAAGGGAGGUGUUAACCAUCCAGAAGUUUCUUGACGCUGCUGCUCGACAGGAGACCUGCGGCAAAGUUCGGAUCCAGCACUUUAUUGAGAACCUGCUGAAGCGCAUCGCUCUGGCAGAGAGGCUGGUGGAGUAUUACCAGGUCAACGGCAGCCCAGCGCAGUGCAGCCACUACAAGCAGCACCAGCAGUCAACUGACAAUGGACCCCACAGAAUGACCAAGAGCAGGUCAGCUGGAGGGCAGCUGUCCUCGUCCAGUCUCCAUGACAACAGAACCCAGUUCAGCAGCCGGCCGCCGUUCUCCAAAACGGGUGGAGAACGAGACCGAGAGCGGGAGCACCGGGAGAGGUUGGCUCAGUCGUCCCGGCUGUUCUGCAGACCAGAACACAGAGACGACAUCUGGAACCACCAGCGCCGCCGGUCCUCAGGGUACGAGGCUUAGAACUGAGAGACGACGGGGGGCGACGCCAGGUGAAACAUUCACAGAGCACUUCCUGCUGCUUCCUCUAGUUCUGAAGUGGGCUUCCAGGUUUUAGCACUAGACGUUUGAGUCUGGACAACAUGUACAAGCUUCUGAAGAGACUUUGUUGAGUUAUUCCUCAACCCAUUUUUCUUGUAAUGUGUUUAAUGUGUCAGAAGGUGGAUGGGAUCUGUCAAACAGAAAAUUCAUCAGUAUUGGUUUUUAAGGAGAUCUGGUUGAUAAGGACACACACACACACACACACACACACACACACACACACACACACACGUUGCUGAAGGCUUCACCUAAGACGCUUCACAGACAAGGCAGUUCAUCUAAAAAGAGCAGUUGGCAAAUAAUCAAUAACUAGAACGAGAGGAUUUGAGGUUUGAGCACUUUAGAAACGAACCAUCUGGAAGGUUUGGCUGUUUGUUUGUCGUCAUCCUCGUUUCAUUAGCUCCAAGCUGAAGAUUGCUUCCUCUUUAACUUCUUUUGACUGAAUUUACAAUAAACCAAAACCCAGUGAAAAUGACACUUUAACAUCAAAGUAACUCUACUUUCAUUAAACAUCACAGCGUUUCUAUUGUGUAACAGGGUACAAGAGCAUGAUGCAGUAACUGGCGUUUUGAAAUCAGAGGAACUUCGCUGAGAAGCAGAUUUAGAUCGUGUUGCAGGAAUGUGGUGGUUUGACUAACGACGCGUCCUCUCCUCUGCUCCAACCUGGACACCAGGGGCCUCAUGUGCAAAGACCUGCAUGGAUUUCCUACUAAACUUGGCGUAAGUUCAAACCAGAAAACUGUGAGAUGUAUCAACCUCUCCUAAAUACGAAUCUACGCAUGUUUCCUUCGUACAUCUCAGUCAAUGUAAAACUGAGCGCAGAUGAUUGAGUAGCAGACUCCUCCUGUGACACGCCUCCAUAUCAAUGUUAAUUCAGUUAAAUACAGUCUGCGCCGAGCAGGACCAUGUGUUCAUGUUGCAGGUUCCACACAGGAGUGGAAAUAAAAAAAGAAAAGUGUUAUGACAUGAAGGUGGACGUGAAGCGGAACCCCUAACGGAACCCCUAACGGAACCCUAACAGGGUAGAGCCGUUGUUGUAGAAUAUAUGUCUGCACCGUUUUGCUCAUUGUUUUAUAUCGUCACAUCUAAAUGCAAACGUGUGUCUGCAUUUAUUGUAUAUUGUUUUUCACUGGUGUGAAUAAUGAUCGUUUUCACGUGAUUUUCAACAGUUUCACCUCUUCGUGUCGCCAACGGACCAAAGCUGUAGAAAAGUUCUCACGUCAGCCAGCGAGCUGCUGUAGAUCUGCACAUGUUUCUACUUCAUGUAGUUGUUGUUACAUCUAAACGUAGGCCUAAAUUCGUGCUUACGCCGGGUUUGUGUGCAUAGGUUCCCUUUGUACAUGAGGCCCCUGAACUCAGUCGUCCUGACUCGGUCUGCGCUUUCUAGAGGUUAUUGAACCGAUCCAUCAGUCAAUCCGCAUGAACCCAAACGGAGCCAAGGACGGAGACUGGUCCAGUGUGAAUUCAAGGACAGAACUAAAGGUGGCUCCUUCUGGUCCCACACAUCCCAGAGUUACAGAAUACUUCUUGUGCUGGAGUAUUUCCUUACAAAAGCGUCUGAUGAUGUAGCAGAGCUCCUUUGGUUGGUGAAGCACACCAGACCUGGGUCAGACGGGUUCUCAGCAGGAACCAAGUGUUGGCUCGUGUUUUCCCCAGGUCUGCAGGACAGCACACUGCAAAUUUACUCGAAUGUACGCCACACUGAAACAGGUGAAGAUCCCGCAUCAGCGCUUUCAUCCCAAGUGACUUACUGUUCAGUGCCGUGAACAUCAUUGAUGCGAUCUGCGCUGUUACAUGUCAUAUUUGCAUAAGAAUGUAAAUGUUCAAGAUGGUAGUUGGUGUCAAAUGUAUCUUUGCUGUUGUUGAUUUCAUGACAGUGUUGAUAGAUAUUUUCUAUACGAAGCUACUUGGUGUUGUCAGGUGACGGUAGUGGUUCUGGUUCUGUAGCCUGAGCUGAGACCCAGCUGCGCUCUGGGAAAAAGUCACUUUUGAGGUCAUUCAUUUUUCAUGGCAGUAAUAAGAACCUGGUCAGUAGCUGUAGGUCUGGACACGCAGCCUCUGAGCAGCAUCACCUCUGCACUAUCCUGCAUACGUAGCCUGUGUUACUGUGGCAGCAUGCUUCAUUUGUAGCAAAUAAGGACUCCUGGUAGAAAGCUGCUGGGCUUGAGCGACGGCGCCGCGUUUAGUGGACAAUCAUUCUAAAACAGAUGGAAUUACUUCCUUGAGUUUGGAUGAGGAGAAACAUCUGAGAAGUUGAUCUGAUCUUAACAAAGAUGUGCUUUUCUCUGUCGGAUUCGACUGGUAGAAAAGAAAUAAGGCUUUAUGUUGUGUGACAGCCUCAGUUCUUCACGUCCGUCUGUAGGGAUAUCAUUUGCAGAAGUAAUUUCUAGUUUUGUGCCUUCACUGAAAAACACUGUUUAACACUGUGAGGAACUGAAGAACUUUUCCUGGUGAAAUGUGUUGGUCUGUGUAAAACCACUGAUUAAACAGCAAAUGUGA
Molecule: messenger RNA, 4121 nt
Organism: Betta splendens (Siamese fighting fish)
Lineage: Eukaryota; Metazoa; Chordata; Actinopteri; Anabantiformes; Osphronemidae
Gene: znf365
Product: zinc finger protein 365
Exons: 6
Coding region: 171-1544 (457 amino acids)
Biological process (GO): telomere maintenance; regulation of neuron projection development; regulation of DNA strand resection involved in replication fork processing
Cellular component (GO): centriolar satellite
Source: RefSeq, a predicted model, not a curated record